Sebastes umbrosus (honeycomb rockfish) is the source of this 4963-nucleotide messenger RNA. RefSeq names its product short transient receptor potential channel 4-like. Bases 1165 to 4101 code for a protein of 978 amino acids. Gene Ontology annotation, molecular function: store-operated calcium channel activity; inositol 1,4,5 trisphosphate binding; protein binding. NCBI's taxonomy places the organism in Eukaryota, Metazoa, Chordata, Actinopteri, Perciformes, Sebastidae. The record is from RefSeq and is a predicted model, not a curated record. The transcript is spliced from 17 exons. Gene Ontology annotation, biological process: regulation of cytosolic calcium ion concentration; manganese ion transport; calcium ion transmembrane transport. Gene Ontology annotation, cellular component: membrane; cation channel complex.
GUGUGUGUCGUUUCGCAAUUUAAACUAUAUCACUUGCUCUAACCAAAUGCAAAAAUGUUGACAUUCAAUAUAUCCCUGGUUUGCAGAAACGUCCAAUACCAAAAUUUUUUAUGGGUGACUGACCUGGGCAAAUAUGUGUGUGAUGUCCACUUUUCUGCUCUGACUCAUAUGGAAUGAGUAUUUAAGAAACACAUACUGUAUAUGUGUAUUAUUGCUGAACUAUUUGGUUUAAGGAGAGGAUGGCGAGGACCCCGGACAAGAGACUGAAUGAACAUCAGAAACAGAAAACCUCAACCGUCUGUGAAGAACAAAAUCGACCACAGCAUCGACGGAGAGGAGGUCAAAGGUCAUCGAACGGAACGGCCAGAGAAGGAUCAAGGAAGCUGCUGUGAGAUCGUGAGAUGCACUUGAAACCUCUGAAAGCUAGGAAAGAAUGCAGGCGUCAUGGUGACCCAGUGAGAAAAAACAAAGCAUCAUUGAGAGGCACAGUGCUCAAUGCGUCUCCAAGUGCGCACGACCAGUCUGCAGCAGCAGCAGCGUUCCGCACACCGCUCGCCAGGCAUCUGGCCGCUCUGCGUUUUAUUCCUGGAGGCGCUGCUUUUCGCUUUUCAAUCGUCCCCCAACAGGUGGAAGAGUCGAGUGGGGAAAGAACAUCGGUGGAAAAAGACACCCUGGGGGGGAAACUGGACUGCCGAACCAGGUUGUAAUCCGUGGAGGAAAACUUGGUUUGUGGCUUAUUUUCGUCUCCAGGAUUUGUUGCGCGGUGCGCUGAAUGCGUUUUUUUUUUUUUCCCCCUAAAAAAAUCAGACCGAAUGGAAGUCGUGAUGACCGGAUCUGGAUGUACUGUGGGGGAUACUAUCAAGUCUCCAAAAAAAAUGAGAGGGGAGAAUGCAGACUAGACUAAAAAAAAAAAACCAAGAGAAAGACGGACUGGCAUCACAUUACCAAGCAGGGUCUCCAUGCAGAUCCACACUGCAGGGGGAAAUUCAAGAAGUUGAGGUUUUAAAGCAUCUGUUUUAUUAGUACUCAUGUCUGGAUAUUCUCCAAAGGAAGAAUCUCCAUGAGCGAAGUUCCAAUGCCCAACAUCCCAAAGUGUGAACUCCCCCAGCUUGGCAGCAGCUGUAGCAGUGUUUGCAGAGUGCUGGUGAGCUGAAGUCCAGGGAGAUGUCACAGCUUUACUACCGGCGGACUGACAGCUCCUCGUACCGGGACCGCAUCCCGCUGAGAAUUGUGCGGGCCGAGUCGGAGCUGUCGCCUUUGGAGAAAGCCUACCUCGGCGCUGUGGAGAAGGGAGACUAUGCUAGUGUCAAACAGGCUCUGGAGGAGGCAGAGAUCUACUUCAAGAUCAACAUCAACUGCAUCGACCCUCUCGGCCGCACGGCUCUGCUGAUCGCCAUAGAGAACGAGAACCUGGAGAUCAUCGAGCUCUUGCUGAGCUUCAACGUCUACGUCGGCGACGCACUGCUGCACGCCAUCCGCAAGGAAGUGGUGGGAGCUGUGGAGCUGCUGCUAAAUCACAAGAAGCCUAGUGGUGGCAUGCAGGUUCCUCCUAUCUUAUUGGACAAGCAGUUCUCUGACUUCACCCCUGACAUCACUCCCAUCAUCCUCGCUGCACACACCAACAACUAUGAAAUUAUCAAGCUUCUGGUGCAGAAAGGCGUGUCUAUGCCGCAGCCGCAUGAGGUGCGCUGUAACUGUGUGGAGUGUGUGUCUAGUUCAGACGUGGACAGCCUGCGGCACUCGCGCUCCCGCCUCAAUAUCUACAAAGCGCUGUCUAGUCCCUCGCUAAUUGCGCUCUCCAGCGAGGACCCCUUCCUCACAGCGUUCAGGCUCAGCUGGGAGCUGCAGGAGCUCAGCAAGGUGGAGAACGAGUUCAAAUCCGAGUAUGAGGAACUGUCUCAGCAGUGUAAACAGUUUGCCAAGGACCUCCUGGACCAAACGAGAAGCUCCAGAGAGCUGGAGAUGAUCCUCAACUACAAAGACGACAUCAACUUAUUGGAGGAAGAGGGCAACAACGACCUGGCACGACUCAAGCUAGCUAUCAAGUACCACCAAAAAGAGUUUGUAGCUCAGCCAAACUGCCAGCAGCUUUUGGCGUCCCGCUGGUACGAUGAGUUCCCCGGCUGGAGGCGACGCCACUGGGCAGGGAAGUUCGUCACCUGUGUCUUCAUCGGCCUCCUCUACCCCUUGUUCGCUGUCUGGUACCUCAUCGCUCCCAAGAGUCACCACGGCCUCUUCAUCCGCAAGCCCUUCAUCAAGUUCAUCUGCCACACAGCGUCCUACCUGACCUUUCUGUUCCUGCUGCUCCUCGCCUCCCAGCACAUUGUCACCACGGAGCAAGACCGGCAGGACAGACAGGGCCCCGCACCAACCACUGUGGAGUGGAUGAUCCUGCCCUGGGUGCUGGGAUUCAUCUGGGCAGAGAUCAAACAAAUGUGGGACGGUGGUUUCCAAGACUACGUCCAUGACUGGUGGAACCUGAUGGACUUCGUCAUGAACUCUCUAUACCUGGCCACCAUCUCCCUCAAGAUUGUAGCCUACACUAAGUACAGCGGCAGUAAACCCAGAAACCAGUGGGAGAUGUGGCACCCAACGCUUGUAGCCGAGGCGGUGUUUGCCAUAGCGAACAUUUUCAGUUCCCUGCGCCUCAUCUCACUGUUCACCGCCAACUCACACCUGGGGCCGCUGCAGAUCUCUCUGGGGAGAAUGCUGCUGGACAUCCUGAAGUUCCUCUUUAUCUACUGUCUGGUCCUACUUGCCUUUGCUAACGGGCUGAACCAGCUGUACUUUUACUACGAGACCAAGGCUUCAGAUGAGAGGGGGAAAUGCAAAGGCAUCCGUUGUGUGGAGCAGAAUAACGCUUUCUCCACGUUAUUUGAGACGCUGCAGUCUCUCUUCUGGUCAAUUUUUGGUCUGAUCAGCCUGUACGUGACCAACGUGGACGCAGACCAUCAGUUCACCGAGUUUGUCGGCGCCACCAUGUUCGGCACCUACAACAUCAUCUCGCUGGUGGUGCUCCUCAACAUGCUCAUAGCCAUGAUGAACAACUCCUACCAGCACAUCGCUGAUCACGCAGAUAUUGAGUGGAAGUUUGCCAGGACGAAGCUGUGGAUGAGUUACUUUGAAGAAGGGGCCACUCUGCCGCCCCCGUUCAACAUCAUCCCCAGCCCCAAAUCAUUCUUGUACCUUGUGUGCUGGAUCAAGAGGCAAGUGUGCAAGAGGACAAGAUCCAAGCGCCCUGGAACCUUCGGAAGUCUCGGAAGGCGAGCAGCAGAGAACCUGAGAAGAAACCAUCAGUAUCAGGAGGUACUGAGGAACUUGGUGAAGCGUUACGUGGCCGCCAUGAUCAGAGAUGCCAAGACCGAGGAAGGCCUGACUGAAGAGAACUUCAAGGAGCUGAAACAGGAUAUCUCCAGUUUCCGUUACGAGGUGAUGGGCAUGGUGAAGACAGGGAAGCCUGCUCUACAGGGGGCAAAGGCCAGCGGCAGCUCAGUGGAUUCUAGUCUUGCUUACCCCAACGCCUCGCUCAAGGUUACUCCCUCCCCGCAGAGCAGCCAGGGGAAAAGCAAACUCAACCGUUUCAAGAUAAUCGCGUCCAUCCUCAAGCAGGGCAGUUCCACAGCAUCACCCAGGCCGCCCGAAGACUCUAACGGCCUUCCUAACGGACUCGUGGUCUCCGACGAGAGCUCCGGCAAAAAGUCAAGCCAGAAGAGAAAUUCCCCUAAAGACACCACUGACUUUGGCUCGUUCCAGAAAUGUCACUGGGGCGGCAGCGAAGCCACAUCAGGCGCAGGAGAGAUCUCCAGAGAGAUGUACUCGUUGUCAGAGGAAGCGGGGGAGUCCGGCGGCUCGGACGCAGAGCAGCAGGACAAAGAGUGUAAGGUGAGAGGUGAGGAUGGGAAAGGACUCCUGCAGAUAGAAAAGGAGGAGGAAGCUGCAGCAAACGAGGCCCCGGGUGAGAACAGCGAGGUCUCGAACGCCAGCAACAGCACGGGUGAAGGUGGAAAAAAAGAAAGCGAGGAAAAGGAUAAAGAGUGUUUACCCUGCAGUGACUCAUUAGCUAGUGGAUGUUUGUCAGGGUCAUCCAGAGAAGAAGCAUAAGACGUGACAUGUGAUACAAGACUAAAGGCCAAGUAAUGCUGGACUGAAGACAGACAAUCAAUGUGAGCUUCAGGAGAGGAUGUUGAGAAAAGAGAACGUUUACAGUUAUUGCUAAACUAAUGAUCAGAUUUGAUCUUUGGAGACUCAGGGAGGCCUUUGGUUUAAGUGAUUUAAAUGCCGUUAUGUUAGCAGGGGAGAUGCAGCAAAGGGAAACGGAGCUCUGUGUGAGCAGGCGAGGAUUUAGAUUUUAGGAUAAAGUAAUUUCAUCUUAUCUCGCCCCUACUGAUGAUUGGAAAUAAUUAUUUCCUGAAACUGAUCUUUUUUGUAUCCUCCUUGAUGUGUGCUCUUCUUUUCAUUUUACCCAUAAUUCACCAUCUCCUUCAUCAAUCUCUCUCUACCUCUUCUUUAUCUCUACACCGCUUAACUCUCCCCAUCCUUAUCUCACUAGAGCAAUAGGUGUGUUCUGUUUUUAGACCCGACUCUCUGCCUUACUCUGUCUGUUUCUGCACUUUACACACUUUACACAGGUGAACGGUAUAUCGCUGAUCAUGCAACAACAAUUCUGUCAAUGUUUUUCUAUGCAAAAACCUGGGAUUGUGAUUCUCAUCAUCCUGAAGAGGACAGACGGUUCAUGACAAGUACUCUCACAUGUAAAGUGGACGAUGAAGAAUAACAGGAGGUUAUAUAAUAUGAACACAGCCUAUCAACUAUUUAGAGCAACAUAUUAUUCAUGUUUUAUCACUCCUACAGAAAAUAAACGUGUUAUUUUGAAGAGAUUUGCUGUUUUUAACUGGUACAUUUUAGAUGUCAUGUUGGUUUGAAUGAAUGAUGUUCUAGAGAUUAAAAACGUAGAUCAAAUAUA